AUGCCCAUAUCAGAUGCAGAUCGAAUCAAAAUCGAGGAGCUUCGUGGUCUAGUCAAAGAGCAUCUCACUCCUUACUACGACACUGACUUCAAUCUGCUCCGUUGGCUCAAAGGGCAUGACUACAACCUGGAUGUGAUUGUACCAAAAUUGACUAAUCAUCUCCUGAUGAGAAAAGGAGUGUGGGACCUCGAUAAUCUGCCUGAUAAACCUAGAAAUCAUGCAGUGCACAAACACUGGAAGUCUGGUUUAACUGAUGAAGCAAAGAAAACACCAAACUGUAUUGUGAAUAUUGAACAAACUGGAGGCAAUGACUACUGGGGCAUGUCGAACGUCCAUCCGAUCAACGAGAUUCUGAAAGCUCGAAUGCAUGAUUUGGAGAGUAUGCUGCGAGCCGUAAUGAAACUGGAAGAGAGAACCGGAGAACAAUGCGCAGUGCUGUACGUCAUGGAUCUGACCGGACUGAAAAUGGAUAGAAAUGUGAUGACGCUGAUAACAGGCGGGCUCGCUUGUAUAUCAGCUUUUAUGGCUGAGCAUUAUGUAGAAAUGGUGCACAGCUUUGUACUGGUCAACGUCCCAACUUUUAUAAGUGCAUUAUGGACCGUUGCUCGACCGUUGCUCCCCGAGAAGACACGAAACAAAGUGAACAUUCUUGGAUCCAACUGGAAGCAAGAUAUCUUGGAGUUGGCAGAUCCAUCGUGUUUGCCUACAUACUGGAAUGAGGACGACCUUGAUGGCCCAUUUCUCGCUUCAAUCGAACGAGGCGUACCAUACUCUCCCGAGGAAUACUACAAAGGAACUGUUCCUGCAAAUGCUCAGACAUUGCAUAUCCCAGCUGGUAAAAGCGGCUAUGUAGAUAUUGAAGCAAAACAGGAGUCAAACUUGUCAUGGGAAAUCCAUGCCAAUGGUCAUUUCGCAUGGACUAUCUACGAAGUCGACAAGGAUAGCGAUGCUAUCGAAACGAUUAAGAUGAAGAAGGUUUAUCCUCUUUUCAGUAAAAUUCCUGGACCUACGUUAGUGCCAAUGACCGAAACGAUGCAAGUGCGAAAGACUGGACUAUAUCGGUUCUGGUUUGGGAAUCAACACGCUUGGUUCCACACGCUCAAGAUUCAGUAUGUCAUUGAAGCAGGCAAACAAGACUCAUGA
This is a messenger RNA of Cylicocyclus nassatus, 1143 nucleotides long. The record is from the annotation of a GenBank genome assembly. NCBI's taxonomy places the organism in Eukaryota, Metazoa, Nematoda, Chromadorea, Rhabditida, Strongylidae.